ACCGCCCCCGGCAGGGCUCGCCUCGCCCCGCGCGUCGAGCGGCUCGGACCGCGAGUGCGACUUCGCUGCGCUCGCCCUGCGCUCACCCUGCGCGCUGCGCCCUCCCCGCCAAGGAUUACACACCAGUGGCCAACAGCGGUGCACAACGCGCUGGGGCCCAUGGAGGGCACGCGCAGACACGCCGUCGUCGGCGUCCUCGCGGGCACGGCGUCGUCCGCGGCCGCCGUGUCACCUCGUGAGGAUGGCGGUGCGGCGGGUGUGUGUUAGCCGCGCGCUGCGAGGCCACCGUCGACCGCUAUAGCAGUCCCAGGAUGCUCAAGAGGGGCUACUUCUGCACCACCUCGGAGGUGGGGCCGGGCGGCGGCCGCAAGGACUCCCUGCGGCCCCUGGCCAGCGAGGUGUCCACGUCGAGGGACUCGGGCUGCCCGCCGGACGAGGCGCUCGUCAGCACGUCCACGUCGCCGGCCCACGCCGCCUUCUCGUACACGCACAACGGCAGCCCGCCGCCCAGGAAGCCGUCGUACCCCUUCCACCUGGUGCUGAGGCUGCGGGUGCUCCAGAUUGUGUGCGGGCUGUCGGCGAUGGUGAUGGGCGCGGUGGCCGUCAUCGAGGAGCACGGCGAGCUGAACCUGGGCCUCGGCAUCCCGGCGGGCGGCGCCAGCGUCCUCGCGGCGGUGCUUCUCGUUGCAGCCGCCAGCGUGCACACCUCGCGAGGCUUCUCGGGGUACCGCGCCCCCGCCCCCACCUGCGGCGCGUCGCGGUACGGCGUGGCGGCGUGGCGCGGCGGCGCGUGGCGGGGCGCGCUGCCCGUGCUGCUGCUGUGGCUGCUGGCCGUGGCGCUGCACGCCGCCCUGCUGGGCCGCUCGCUGCUCGCCCUGGCCGAGCCCUACCACCCGCAGUACCCGCCGCACGUGUGGGUGCCGCCGUCGGCGGGCUCCAAGCCCACGCCCACCAGGACGGUGAUUGCGUCGCUGCAGAUGCUGCUGGCGGCCACCACGCUGCUGGCCGUCGGGCUGGUGCUGCACGUGGACUGCCGCCACGACCCCGGUGCGGGCGAGGGCCCCGGCGGCAGCGGCUCUGGCGUCGGCGGCGCCUCGUCGACGGCCAUGUCCAUGGUGGCGGUGGCGUCCACGUCGUCGGAGCGCGGCUCGCGGGUCUGA
Messenger RNA from Thrips palmi, 1160 nucleotides. RefSeq lists its product as uncharacterized. The record is from RefSeq and is a predicted model, not a curated record. Bases 312 to 1160 code for a protein of 282 amino acids. The transcript has 5 exons. Lineage: Eukaryota; Metazoa; Arthropoda; Insecta; Thysanoptera; Thripidae.